Messenger RNA from Apis mellifera (honey bee), 3252 nucleotides. RefSeq names its product DNA topoisomerase 3-alpha (gene Top3alpha). NCBI's taxonomy places the organism in Eukaryota, Metazoa, Arthropoda, Insecta, Hymenoptera, Apidae. Gene Ontology annotation, cellular component: nucleus; chromosome. The record is from RefSeq and is a predicted model, not a curated record. The transcript has 11 exons. Bases 176 to 3214 code for a protein of 1012 amino acids. Gene Ontology annotation, molecular function: DNA topoisomerase type I (single strand cut, ATP-independent) activity; DNA binding; zinc ion binding. Gene Ontology annotation, biological process: DNA topological change.
AGCCAAACAAUUUUAACGGCGGCAAUAAUUUAUAACCUUUUUUGAGAUAAAAAAAUAAUUAUAUUUAUUAUGGAAUUAUGUAUUUUAUUAUUAAAUUAUUAUUAUUAAAUUGUGUAAAGUUACGUUUAUGAGAAACGAUAUCAGUAUCAAUGAUUAAACUGUUCUCAUUGUGAUUAUGAAUGUCCUUAAUGUUGCAGAAAAGAAUGAUGCUGCGAAAAAUAUCGCAGCCUAUUUGUCCCGUGGCACAUAUAAACGGAGAGAAGGAUUGUGGCUGUAUAAUAAAAUUUUUGAAUUUAAUUCGUAUUUGUGGAAUAAAAAUUGUCAUAUGAUUAUGACCUCAGUAUCUGGUCACUUAUUAAAUUGUGAAUUUGUUGGAAUAUAUCGUAAAUGGCAAAGUUGUCAUCCAUUGAGUUUAUUUGAUGCACCAGUAGUAAAACAAUGUUCACAAGAGAGUUCUAUUAAAAUUAAAAAAACUUUGGAAAAGGAAGUACAGAAAUGCAAUGCAUUAAUUAUUUGGACAGAUUGUGAUAGAGAAGGAGAAAAUAUAGGUUUUGAAAUAAUUCAAGUUUGUCGUGCGAUUAAACCAAAUAUUCGUAUAUAUAGGGCAAAAUUUUCUGAAAUCACACAAACAUCUGUAAAUAGAUCAUUACAAAAUUUAUGUGAACCAGACAAAGCAAUUAGUGAUGCUGUUGAUGUACGAAGUGAAUUAGAUUUAAGAAUAGGUGCAGUAUUUACAAGAUUUCAAACAUUAAGACUUAGGAAAGUAUUUCCCACAACUUUAGCUGAUAUGCUAAUUAGUUAUGGUAGUUGUCAAUUUCCUACAUUAGGAUUCGUAGUUGAAAGAUUUUUAGCUAUUGAAGAAUUCAAGAUUGAACCAUAUUGGAAAAUAAAAGUAAUGGAUAUUCGUGAUAAUAUUUCUGUGGAAUUUAAAUGGGAAAGAGGAAAAUUAUUUGAAAAAUUACCUUGUGAGAUAUUUUUGGAUAUUUGUUUGGAACAACCAAAUGCUACUGUACAAAAGAUAUCAAGUAAACCUACAAGUAAAUGGAGACCAUUACCAUUAGAUACAAUUGAAUUGGAAAAACAAGGAUCGCGUAAACUUAAUUUGAAUGCAAAAGAAAUAAUGAGAAUUGCAGAAAAAUUAUAUACUCAAGGUCUUAUUAGUUAUCCACGUACAGAAACCAAUAUAUUUCCAAAAGAAUUGAAUUUGAUUUCAUUGGUGAAUCAACAAAUAAACAAUCCGGCUUGGGGUAAUUUUGCACAACAAUUAUUAGAAAAAGGAGUAAAUCCUAGAAAAGGCAAAAAAAGUGAUCAAGCACAUCCUCCAAUACAUCCAAUAAAAUAUUGCGAUAAUUUAAAUGGUAAUGAAGCUAAAGUUUAUGAAUUCGUGGUCCGUCAUUUUUUGGCAUGUUUGUCAAGUAAUGCAAUAGGCCACCAAGUAAUUGUAGAGAUUGAUAUAGCUGGAGAAAAAUUUAAUGCUAAUGGUUUACAAGUUAUAGAGAAGAAUUAUUUAGAUGUAUAUAUAUAUGAAAAAUGGAAUGAACAAAAGAUUCAUAAUUAUCGCGAGGGACAAGUUUUUAAACCGACUAGUAUAGAGAUGAUAGAAGAGAAAACAUCUCCACCACAAUUAUUGACUGAAGCUGAUUUGAUCACUUUGAUGGAUAAGCAUGGCAUCGGUACUGAUGCUACUCAUGCAGAACAUAUAGAUACAAUAAAAUCACGACAAUAUGUAGGUUUGGUGGAUGAAAAAUAUUUAAUACCUGGAAAGCUUGGAAUAGGUUUAGUACUAGGUUACGAUAAUAUGGGAUUUCAAAUGUCUAAACCAGGCUUAAGAGCUGAGUUGGAAAGGGAUCUCAAGUUGAUAUGCGAGCAGCGAAAAAAUGCGAAAGAAGUAUUGGAAAAUCAAAUAAAUAAAUAUCGUGAUUUGUUUAAAAUAUCAAUGGAACGUGCUAAUUUAAUUGAUAAUGCUUUAGCUGAUUAUUUCGAUGAACAACCAACAAAAAUACAAGAAUUAGAAAAUAAUUUUCCAUCUCAAGAUAUUGCUAUUUUUAAAUGUCCGAAAUGUGGUUUGGACAUGACUCUUAAAGAUAGGAAACAAGGGAUGGGAAAAUAUAUUGGAUGUAUAGGAUAUCCAACAUGCAAUAAUGUAAUUUGGUUCCCACAAUAUAUCGAAGAUGUUGAAAUUACGGAUAAUAUUUGUUCACGAUGUCCAGGAAAUAUUCAUGAAUUAAAAUUUAAAUUACGUAAAAAUGCUUAUCCUAUUUAUGGUACGGAUUAUAAAACUUGCAUAGGUGGUUGUGAUCCUACAUUUAAUGAAUUAUUAAAUAUAAGGGAUUCAAAUAUCAAAAGUCAAAAUCCAAUAACUGAUGAUUCCGGUUAUCGCAAUACAUUUGAUAAAGCUAAUGUUUCAUGCUCAACUUCAAUAGGGAAUAGUGGAACUUAUUCGUUUUUAAAUAUUCGAAACGAGACAGAUUUAUCUGAAUGUAAUAUAUCUACAGAAUUUAUUCGAAAUCAAAAUAUUAAUCGCAAUAAUGCAAUGAAAUCGCGAAAUACCAAACAACAACGUAAUUUAAAAAACAAUACAUGGACUGAUAAUAAUAGUAUUAAUAUUUCGAAAAUAAACAAUAAUGAAGAUAAAAUAUGGGGUGACAUUGAUGAAAAUUCUGUUAUUUUAUGCAAUUGUAAUGAAAAUGCGAUUCAAUUAAUUGUAAGAAAAGAAGGACCAAAUCAUGGAAGAGCAUUUUACAAAUGUGCAAAACCUAUGAAUAAUCGUUGCGAUUUUUUUAUUUGGGCACCAGAUAAUAUGUCAGGUCAUAUACAAAACAAUACGAGUAAAGAUUCAAAUCUCGUUAAUACAAUUACGGAAUUGAAUGUUAAUAAUUACAAUGUAGCUACAAUAGUUAAAUGUAAUUGUAAUCAAUUGGCCACAACGCGAAUUGUAAAAAAAGAUGGUCCCAAUAAAGGACGUUCCUUUUAUACAUGUCCUAAGAAUAUGAAUGAAUCUUGUAAAUUUUUUCAAUGGGCGGAUGAAAAUGUUGAAGCCACGUGUAAUAAUACGUUUCAAGAAAAUAGUAAAAAAAGAUUUAAAAAAGACAGAAGCGAGCAACUUCAAAAUUUACAAAAAAGACCUCGAGUUGUUACUGGUAAAAGAAAAUGUGGAAUUUGCGGAAUAGAAGGACAUACAAGAAGAUCUUGUCCUGAAAACGCAAUGGACUAAAGGAGAAUGUUAAUAAAAUUAUAAAAGUUAAGUAACAA